AGCUCACUUCCCUUCCAACAUCCAUCUCGUACACGUCCAGAACCAGAACAGCACGCACGUCCAGCUGCUGACUACUCUAACAGUGGACACGAGUCCCGCCCGCCGGCAUGGCGAACCACCUGGCCGCCGGCCUGUUCGGCCUCCUCCUAGCUGUCGCGGUGCUGUGCUUGCUUAUUGGCUCCAACACGGCACGAGCCCAGGUCCUGUUCCAGGGGUUCAACUGGGAGUCUUGCAAGAAGCAAGGCGGCUGGUACAAGUUUCUCCAGGCGCAGGUGGACGACAUCGCCGGCGCCGGCGCCACCCACGUCUGGCUGCCGCCGCCAUCGCACUCCGUCGCGCCACAGGGCUACAUGCCGGGGCGGCUCUACGACCUGAACGCGUCCAGGUACGGCACGGAGGCGGAGCUGCGGUCGCUGAUCGCCGCGUUCAGGGGCAAGGGCGUGGAGGCCGUGGCGGACAUCGUCAUCAACCACCGGUGCGCCGACAAGAAGGACGGCCGCGGCGUGUACUGCAUCUUCGAGGGCGGCGGCGGCGACGACGGCGGAACGGGGACGGGGCGGCUCAACUGGGACGCCGACAUGAUCUGCGGCGACGACACGGAGUUCUCCAACGGGCGCGGCAACCGCGACACGGGCAAGGACUUCGGCGCGGCGCCGGACAUCGACCACCUGAACCCGCGCGUGCAGCGGGAGCUCUCGGACUGGCUCUGCUGGCUCAGCGCCGACGUCGGGUUCACCGGCGGCUGGCGCCUCGACUUCGCCAAGGGCUACUCCGCGGCCGUCGCCAAGGCGUACGUCGACAGGACGCGGCCGAGCUUCGUGGUCGCGGAGAUAUGGAGCUCCCUCAGCUACGACGGCGACGGCAAGCCGAAGCACAACCAGGACGGGGACCGGCAGGAGCUGGUGGACUGGGUGAACGCCGUGGGCGGCCCCGCCGCCGCGUUCGACUUCACCACCAAGGGCGUGCUGCAGGCGGCCGUGCAGGGGGAGCUGUGGCGGAUGCGGGACGGCAAUGGCAAGGCGCCCGGCAUGAUCGGCUGGCUGCCGGAGAAGGCCGUCACGUUCGUCGACAACCACGACACGGGCUCCACGCAGAACUCGUGGCCGUUCCCGCGUGACAAGGUCAUGCAGGGCUACGCCUACAUCCUCACCCACCCAGGGAUCCCAUCCAUCUUCUACGACCACGUGUUCGAGUGGAACCUAAAGCAGGAGAUCAGCACGCUGGCGGCGAUCAGGAAGAGAAACGGGAUCCAUCCGGGGAGCAAGCUAAGCAUCGUAAAAGCAGAAGGCGAUGUCUACGUCGCCAUGAUCGACGACAAGGUGAUCACCAAGAUCGGGACGAGGUACGACGUCGGCAGCGUGAUCCCGUCGGGUUUCAGUGUCGCCGCGCAUGGCGACGGCUACUGCAUUUGGGAGAAGAGAGACUACCACUACCACUAGAGACGAGUGGGUUUGGCAAGUUACUUUGCGGCCGUCCCACGAGUCUUGUUAACGCCGAAUGUGGCAGGUUACUGAGCUGCAUGUAACAACACGCUAGUGCUAAUAAAGCCUAAAGGGGAAAGCCCUGAUCUAGCCUUUGUGCGUGCAACUUGUUUGUCUGUCUGGAACAAAAUUUAGCCUUUUAAAAGGUGGAAAUGGU
Sorghum bicolor (sorghum) is the source of this 1638-nucleotide messenger RNA. Its product is annotated as alpha-amylase isozyme 3B. Bases 108 to 1439 code for a protein of 443 amino acids. Lineage: Eukaryota; Viridiplantae; Streptophyta; Magnoliopsida; Poales; Poaceae. Gene Ontology annotation, molecular function: calcium ion binding; alpha-amylase activity. Gene Ontology annotation, biological process: carbohydrate metabolic process. The transcript is spliced from 3 exons. The record is from RefSeq and is a predicted model, not a curated record.